Gekko japonicus is the source of this 2431-nucleotide messenger RNA. It is a transcript of the gene FAM199X, whose product is annotated as family with sequence similarity 199, X-linked. The record is from RefSeq and is a predicted model, not a curated record. NCBI's taxonomy places the organism in Eukaryota, Metazoa, Chordata, Lepidosauria, Squamata, Gekkonidae. The transcript has 6 exons. Bases 1 to 1326 code for a protein of 441 amino acids.
AUGCUGCAGGGGGCGCAGUUGCUAAGCGAAGGGAGGCGCCUCUCUUGCUCUGAAGUCUUGCUUGUCAUCGACGCACCAGGAAGAGGUUCCUGUAGUUCCGGUUGCGGUGGAGGUGGCUCUCGGCGGCCGCUUUCUGGGGAGGGUUUUUCCAAACCGGCGAGGAAGGGGACGGGAGCCUUUCCCCUCUUCCUCCCCUAUGGCGGGCGGUACGAGCCCGGCGCCCUCCUCUCACCGCCGCCCCGCGCUCCGGGCAGCCUGAGCUUGGGCGACGAAGGCCCCGCCUGCCUGGACGUCAGCGACUUCGGAUGUCAUCUCUCCUCCUGCCACCGCACCGACCCGCUGCGCCGCCUUCACGCCCACAGGUGGAACUUGACUUCUUGUGGAACAAGUGUAGCCAGCUCAGAGUGCAGCGAGGAACUGUUUUCUUCUGUGUCUGUUGGUGACCAGGAUGACUGUUACUCUCUACUGGAUGACCAAGAGUUGACAUCAUUUGAUUUGUUCCCCGAGGGUAGUGUCUGCAGUGAUGUUUCUUCCUCUAUUAGCACGUAUUGGGACUGGUCAGACAGUGAAUUUGAAUGGCAGUUGCCUGGCAGUGACGUUGCAAGUGGAAGUGAUGUGCUCUCUGACAUCAUACCUAGUAUCCCAAGUUCUCCUUGCCUUCUUCCAAAAAAGAAAAACAAGCACAGGAAUCUUGAUGAGCUGCCGUGGAGUGCAAUGACUAAUGAUGAACAGGUUGAAUAUAUUGAAUAUCUGAGUCGCAAAGUCAGCACUGAGAUGGGCCUUCGAGAACAACUAGAUAUUAUUAAAAUUAUUGAUCCCACUGCUCAGAUUUCACCUACAGAUAAUGAGUUCAUUAUAGAAUUAAAUUGCCUCACCGAUGAAAAGCUGAAACAGGUCAGAAACUAUAUCAAAGAGCAUGGUCCUCGGCAGCGGUCUGCAAGAGAGAACUGGAAGCGAAGUGGCUACAGCUGUGGGAGUGCCAGUGGUGUGAGCGGUGCCAGCGCGAGCAGCAGCAGUGCCAGCAUGGUCAGCUCAGCAAGCAGUAGUGGUUCCAGUGUCGGCAACUCUGGUUCGAACUCCAGUGCGAACAUGAGUCGGGCGCACAGUGAUAGCAACUUAUCUACAAGUGCUGCGGAGCGAAUCCGGGACUCUAAAAAACGUUCUAAACAACGCAAGCUGCAGCAAAAGGCUUUGCGGAAGAGGCAACUGAAAGAGCAGAGGCAGGCUCGGAAGGAGAGGCUGAGUGGCUUGUUUCUUAAUGAAGAGGUUCUUUCUUUAAAAGUGACGGAGGAGGACCAUGAAGGAGAUGUAGAUGUCUUGAUGUGACAGAGACGAACUUGUCAGUGUUCUUUCUAAGCCUUAAGCAUAUCUCAUUGUUUACAUACAUACACUUCUACCAAAACUGGUUAGAUGUGCGGCUCCCUAUCCUCUGUUGUAUAGCGAUCCAUAUAUUUUAGAAAUAUUAAAUUUGCAGGUGAUAAGAAGUCCAGAAGAUAUCCUUAAAAAAAAAAAAGUAGGGUAACAUUUAAUUUGCCUUUGCAUGCCAUUGAAAAAGGUUACAUUUCCUCCUAAAUUCUACUACAAGUGACAGAGUGGUAGAAGUCUUUUUCAUCAGCAACAAUCUAUUCUCAACGAUUUGAUACUUUGUGUAAAAAUAGCUUCUAGAAUUGUUCUCCUUGUCUCACCGCUGCAGUUAUAUCAAAUCAUAAUUCUACAGGAAGUUAUUUAGAUUUCCCAAAACUGUUACUGUGAUUUCAUUCUGUUCAGGGCUACCCUGUUUGUGUGGCCAGCCCUACGAACUAAUGCAACCCAGGCGAGGGCUGUUAUCAAGUGGCUUGCAAACUCAGUGUGUGGAUAGCAAGGUUGCUUUCAGCAUGAUGGGUGGCAAGUGAUGCAGGCUUGUCAUUUAGACAUGGUUUAAGUGGGAUGCUGGCUGAGGCAGAAACUCUCACAGCAUCUUGUUUAAAUUGGGCUGCUAUUUGUGCAAAGAAACUGCAGUGCGCGUGACUAUUUUGCAGUGCAGUUUAUAGGAGACAUUGUGUAUGCGUGAGUGCCAGUCCCAUGUGUGAAUGGUUUUUUCCCAUGUCCAGUGUCAGGUUUAAAUCAAGCUGCAUAAAGCAACAGGACAGUCUGCAAAAAGGUAAUUCUUCCCCCAGCCGCCUAUAUACGCAUUUUUCUUUAGAUGUUCCAAAUCCAUAGCAUCAUGUGCCUUAAAAGUAGAGACCUCUUGUUUAAAGUAUUAGGGAUAUAGGGAGAAAAUUGCAAAGUCGAAAUAAAAGUUUCAUGUUUUGCCGUACUUCCAUUGAUGUUCACCCUCUGAGCCCAUCAAGCUUUUAAGGUUAAAUGUUAGCCAGUGUCAUCCUGUUAAAUCUGAAUUUCACAGUGAAAAGUGAGAGUUUCAUCUUGACCCUGUGUCUGAGUGCUUUUUAAA